AUGUGUAGGUCACUGCGUUACUGCGUUAGUCAUUGUCUCUAUGCAGCAAUGACAAGGCUAGAAGAAGCAAACAGAGAAGUGAACAUGCACUCUUCGGUCAGAUACCUUGGCUAUCUUGCCAGAAUCAACCUCCUAGUUGCCAUUUGCAUGGGCCUGUAUGUCAGAUGGGAAAAAACUGCAGAUGCACUGAUUUUGGUAAUAUUUAUUCUGGGGCUCUUUGUUCUUGGAAUUGCCAGCAUACUGUACUACUAUUUUUCAAUGGAAACGGCAAGUUUGAGUCUCUCCAAUCUUUGGUUUGGUUUUUUGCUUGGCCUUCUCUGUUUUCUGAAUAAUUCUGCCUUCAAAACGGAUGUGAAAGAAGAAGCUACUAAAUAUUUGCUCCUCUCCGCCAUUGUUUUAAGGAUAUUAUGUGCUUUGGUUGAGAGGAUUUGUGGUUGUAUCCAUUAUCGACCGACUCUGCUGACGACGGUUGAAUUUUUGGAGCUAGUUGGAUUUGCAAUUGCCAGCACAACUAUGCUGGUAGAAAAAUCUGUGAGUAUUAUUCUGCUGGUCAUGGCUUUGGCCAUGUUGAUUAUUGACUUACGUAUGAAGUCUUUUUUGGCAAUUCCAAAUUUGGCAAUUUUUGGAGCCAUUGCAUCCUUACUCUUUUUUCCAUCACUGCAAAUCCCCACAAACCCUUUUGCCUUGGCAUGUUUCUUCAGCUGCCUGAUUUCGGAUCCCCUUCUCGACGUUUACUUCAGUGGACUUUCAGUUACGGAACGAUGGAAGCCCUACUUGUACCGUGGUAAAAUUUGCAGAAGACUUUCUGUUGUCUCAGUUGGAGUCGUUGAACUAAUCUUUUUCAUUCUUGCAGCCUUUAAAUUACGUGAUUUGGAUCUCUGGUAUUUUGUGAUACCUGGGUUUUCUAUUUUUGGAAUUUUCUGGAUGAUCUGUCAUGUGAUUUUUUUUAUAACUCUUUGGGGAUUUCACACAAAACUAAAUGACUGUCACAAGGUAUACUAUACCCACCGUGCAGAAAACAACAGCCUCGACAGAGUUAUGGCGUCAAAAGGAAUGCGUCACUUCUGUUUAAUUUCGGAACAGCUAGUAUUUUUCAGCCUUGUCGCGACUGCUGUUUUGGGGGCUGUUUCUUGGCAGCCAACCAAUGGGAUCUUCAUGAGUGCAUUUCUCAUCGUUUUACCUCUGGAAUCCAUGGCUCAUGGGCUUUUCCAUGAACUGGGAAACUGCUUGGGAGGAACGUGUGUUGGAUAUGCUGUUGUGAUUCCCACCAACUUUUGCAGUCCUGAUGGCCAACCCACUCUUCUUCCACCGGAGCAUGUACAAGAGUUAAAUCUGAGGUCUACUGGCAUGCUUAAUGCCAUCCAAAGAUUUUUUGCGUAUCACAUGAUUGAGACAUAUGGUUGUGACUACUCUACAAGUGGAAUGACCUUUGAUACCCUUCACUCCAAGAUCAAGUCUUUUCUUGAACUUAGGACAGCGGAUGGACCCAGACAUGAUACCUACAUUUUAUAUUACAGCGGUCACUCACAUGGCACUGGCGAAUGGGCACUGGCAG
Messenger RNA from Cariama cristata (Red-legged seriema), 1555 nucleotides. It is a transcript of the gene TMEM168, whose product is annotated as transmembrane protein 168. The annotation marks the transcript as partial. The transcript has 3 exons. Lineage: Eukaryota; Metazoa; Chordata; Aves; Cariamiformes; Cariamidae. The record is from RefSeq and is a predicted model, not a curated record.